AUACGCUCGUGCUGUUCAUAUGGGACCCGGAAUUGACAAUUGUUGAAAUGACUGUGGUCAUGGCCGGGAGAUUUUGUAUACUAAUUCGUAUAAAUCUUUCUUCCACAUCGAAUUCGCGUACAACAAAGGGUAAAAUUAUUGAGAGAUUAGUAGUAUUUGUUGUCAUCUCACGACCCCGACUGCGAUCCGAGCUGAAGCAGCAUGGGACGUGGUAGGAAGGGGGCGCUCCCGGUAUCACCUGGCUUCCCGGAGCGGGUUUCACUCUCAGGAAAGUCUGAGGAUUGACUCUGCUAGGCGAGGCCUGGUCCAGUCGGUUUGCUGGCCAUUUUUUGUUUGUUAUUUUUAAAUUCCCCACCGACUGAACUGUCGUUCGCAGAAACGACAUAGGUUUCCUCGAUUUUUAUAAAGCUGAACAUAACAGGUCCGACAGUGGGAGGCGUGCAGUGACAUGAACGAAUCGCUGGAGAACGCAGUCCCUUUCGAAGAGUACGUGCGUCAGAAAGCGCGGACGGUCCCACAGCAUCGCAUGAAGAGCUUCCUGGAGUCGCUGGCCACCAAGGGCCCCGAAGCUUUGCAAGACUUCCAGCAGGGUGGCACCACUGUGGUCUAUCAGCAGGGAGCAAACUGUGUCUAUGCCGACAGCACAGAGGUGGCAGGUUCCCUGCUGGAGCUGGCCUGUCCGGUGCAGUUGCAGGUUCAGCAGUUGCCGCAGCACCAGCAGCAGGUGGCACCCACGCAGCUGUCUCCGCAGCUGACCGCCGCCGUGCACCAGGCUUCUGAGCAGCAAAUCCAGGUGCAGGUGCAGAUCCAGGGCCAUCAUUCGGUGGAGCAGGUGUUGCAGAUUCCCAGCACCACCCAGCAGCACUUGUCGGGCUCCCAGCUGCAGCUGGUGCAGGGAGAGAUAUCUGAAGAACACCUACAGCAGCAGCAGAUCCAGGCAGAGCUGGUAGCAGCAGUUGCCGAUGGGGGACAGCAGAUUCAGAUCCAGACAGUGGGGUUGGUAUCACCCCAGCAAGUGGCGCAAGGCUCCCCGCUGGAGGGUGAGCGCAGAGUGGGGCCCGUGGGGGGCGUCCUUCAGCCGGCAAAGAAGCGCAAGGUGGACGUGCCCAUCGCUGUGUCGUACACGCUCCCCGGGCAGCAGCUAGCGACUGUCCUAGCCAUCCCCCAGGCCCCCCCGGGUCAGGGACAGGGACAGGGGCAGAGCUACCUAUCUCUGCGGCCCGACCUGCUCACGGUGGACAGCUCGCACCUCUACAGCACAACUGGCACCAUCACCAGCUCUACGGGCGAGACAUGGACAAUUCCUGUGUACUCCGCCCAGCAAGGCGUGACCCAUGUCGCAAUCUCACCCGAGGCCGUGACCAGCGACGGCACUGAUAAGGACAAGGCUGUCGCCUCAAUGGCUCCCCCGGUGGCCACGGCCGAGGAGGCGGUCCAGACACUGGCCAGCGCUCUUUUCCCAGCCCAGUUUGUCAAUGGAAACAUUCACAUCCCAGUGGCCGUCCAGUACCCUGCCGGUGCACAGCCCGUCCACAUCUGGGACCCACAGCAGCAUGUGGUUCACACCACAGGGGGCACGGAGCAGGAUCUGCAGAGUCAGGCUGUGCAGGUUACAGAGGUGGAUGCCACUGCGCAGCCCUCUACGGAACUGCUGGUGCCCAUGAUGCUGAAGCCCGACGAGGGCCUGGACGUGUGGCGCAUCUGGGCGCAGAGCAAAAACACGGAGCUGGAGAAGGAUAACCAGACCAGGCUGGCCCCCAUUGGCCGCCGCCAGCCUCUGCGCUUUCAGGAGGACCUGGUAUCGUGUGCCGUGGCCGAACUGAACAUGGGUCUGUCCCUGAUGAUCCAGGAGGCUCGCGGGCUGGAGGGAGAGCCCUUCGAACCCGACGUGCUCUACUACAUCUUUCUCUGUAUACAGAAGUAUCUGUUUGAAAACGGCCGAGUGGACGACAUCUUCUCAGACCAGUAUUACCUGCGCUUUUCCCAGUGCCUACACCGGGUGCUGGAUGGCUGGAAGCCUCACGUCCAUCCACUGGGUUAUGUCAUCCCUAGUCAUGUGACCGAGGAGAUGCUGUGGGAGUGCAAACAACUGGGGGCCCAUUCUCCCAACACACUGCUGAGCACGCUCAUGUUCUUCAAUACUAAGUACUUCCAGCUGAUGACGGUGGAACAGCACAUGAAGGUAGCCUUUUCCAAAGUGCUACGGCACACCAAGAAGAACCCCUCCAACCCUAAGGACAAAAGCACCACCAUCCGCUAUCUGAAGGGGGUGGGGCUACACCAGGUGGGCCAGAAAGUGACAGAUGACAUGUAUGAAGAGCAGGCGGAAGACCCGGAGAACCCUCUGCGAUGUCCCAUCAAGCUCUAUGACUUCUACCUCUUCAAGUGUCCACUGAGCGCCAAAGGAAGGAACGACACUUUCUACUUGAUGCCAGAACCAGUCGUCGCCCCAAACAGCCCCAUCUGGUACUCCACCCAGCCUGUCACACGCGAGCAGCUGGAGCACAUGCUUACACGCAUCCUCGCCGUGCGGGAAAUCCAGGAAGCCAUUUCUAUGGCAACAGAGAGCGUGCAAUAAGGAGACAGUCUGGGAACCGGCAGCCAAAAGGGGGGGUGGGUUGGGGAGUUGACUGGGCUCACCUUCGGCUUCCUGACCAGUCCUCUGCCUCCCUACCUCCUACCCCCCACCCCCACUGGACUUGGGUAGCUGUCAUACUGCCCUCUCCAUCUCUGCCUGUUCGUCUCCUAUACAGCAACUGUAUAGAUCUGGAGAUGCCCGUCUGCCAGCUGGAAAAUAUGCACCCCCCCGCC
This is a messenger RNA of Brienomyrus brachyistius, 2811 nucleotides long. Its product is annotated as transcriptional regulator QRICH1-like. Lineage: Eukaryota; Metazoa; Chordata; Actinopteri; Osteoglossiformes; Mormyridae. The transcript has 12 exons. The record is from RefSeq and is a predicted model, not a curated record. Bases 449 to 2578 code for a protein of 709 amino acids.